GCGCUCCCCUGCCCACCCCGCCCCCGCGGCCGAGCCCGGGAGUCGAGUGGGAGUCGGCCGGCUGGGCGCGGGCAGCGCCGGGAGCCCGCGGUGGGGGCACACUGCAGCCGGGAGCCCGGAGGGGCCGCGCCGCCAGCGUCUGAACUAGGAUGUCCCGACAUGAAGGUGUCAGCUGUGAUGCAUGUUUAAAAGGAAAUUUUCGAGGUCGCAGAUACAAGUGUUUAAUUUGCUACGAUUACGAUCUUUGUGCAUCUUGUUAUGAAAGCGGGGCAACGACAACCAGGCAUACAACUGACCACCCGAUGCAGUGCAUAUUAACAAGGGUAGAUUUUGAUUUGUACUAUGGUGGGGAAGCUUUCUCUGUAGAGCAGCCCCAGUCUUUUACUUGUCCCUAUUGUGGAAAAAUGGGCUACACGGAAACAUCUCUUCAGGAACACGUGACUUCUGACCAUGCAGAAACAUCAACAGAAGUGAUUUGUCCGAUAUGUGCAGCGUUACCUGGAGGCGAUCCUAAUCAUGUCACAGAUGACUUCGCAGCUCAUCUGACACUUGAACACAGAGCCCCUAGAGAUUUAGACGAGUCGAGCGGCGUCCGACAUGUCCGUAGAAUGUUUCACCCUGGCCGGGGCCUGGGAGGUCCCCGUGCUCGCCGGUCAAACAUGCACUUUACUAGCAGUUCCACUGGGGGACUCUCGUCUUCGCAGAGUUCAUACUCUCCGAGCAGUAGGGAAGCCAUGGAUCCUAUAGCUGAGCUCUUGUCUCAGCUGUCAGGAGUGAGACGUUCUGCAGGAGGACAGCUUAACUCUUCAGGCCCUUCCGCUUCUCAGUUGCAACAAUUGCAGAUGCAGCUGCAGCUCGAGCGGCAGCAUGCGCAGGCAGCACGUCAGCAACUGGAGACAGCUCGCAACGCAAGCCGGCGCACUAACACGAGCAGCGUCACCACUACAAUCACCCAGUCCACGGCCACGGCCAACACGGCCAACACGGAGAGCAGCCAGCAGGCGCUCCAGAACUCCCAGUUCCUUUUAACAAGGUUGAAUGAUCCCAAAAUGUCUGAAGCAGAGCGCCAGUCCAUGGAAAGCGAGCGUGCAGACCGCAGCCUGUUUGUCCAGGAGCUCCUUCUGUCCACAUUAGUGCGUGAAGAGAGCUCGUCCUCAGAUGAGGACGAUCGGGGGGAGAUGGCAGAUUUUGGUGCUAUGGGCUGUGUAGAUAUUAUGCCUUUAGAUGUUGCUUUAGAAAACCUAAAUUUAAAAGAGAGUAAUAAAGGAAAUGAGCCUCCACCACCUCCUCUUUGAUGACCUCCCCACUCGCAGACAAUGUCCUCUGUGCUGUAUUUGCCAAUGAAAGUGGACAACAGCUAUCUAUCCUGGGUUUGUUUGGUGAUUGUAAUUUCAGGUCUGUCACUCUUGUUACAUUGUGUACAUUCAAAAGGAAGAGAGAAAAUAUAUAUGAUAAUCAUUUCCACUUAACUAAUUUUUACUUCUAGCAGGUAAAUGUAGGUAGCAGUGCAGGGUGAUCUCUGCUUCCUGUACCUUGACAUGCAAAAGGCUCUCCUAAUACUCCACAUUCAAACUGAAGAGGAAAAUUGAGAUCUCUAAUGAAGCUGCUGUGUGUAUUUAUGAAUAUUAAUGAAUAAAAACUGCUUGGAUGGUUUACCUAACUACUGCAUGAGGUUUUUUGCAGCGUGCAUGAGUUUCAGUGACCUUGUUAUUUAAGAAAAAUUAAAUACAAGGAGUAAAACUUUAAAAAAUAAAAUUAAAAAAAAUAAAAUACAAAGCCCAAAGCUUUUCCAACAUUAUUCAAUGGUUACAGGGCAGAGUAGCUUUUGAAUAAUGUCUGCCUGACUCACCCGUAUCCGUGUGCCUCCUAUGCACAAAGCCAGCUCUGCAGUGGGACCUGGGGGUCCUAGCCAGGUGGGUCCCUCCGCCCUGUGACUGUCCUGCGCCCUCUUCACCACCUUGCUCCUGCGGAGCCGGCCUGCCUAGCUCCUCAUCAGUAGAAGACACACCGGGGAAGGCGGAUCUGCUGCAGGGGAUCUCUGUGCCCUUCAAACAAAUCUUGUUUGUGUUGUUGGAAGUUUUUCAUUUUUGUGGUUGUUAAAAUUUUUUUGAUUGUUAAAUAUGUUCAUUCAGGUGUAGAUGAAUUUCAUUUAUUCACUGUUCAGCAAAGUUAACCUGAAUUAUGUUGUCUUGUUUUUAAGAAUCUCACAUUCUCAAUCAUACUUUGCGUUAUUUAUGUAUUUGUAGUUUGCUGAGACAGAUCAGUAUCAGGGGAGCCCCUGAGGAUUUGCCUUCCCAGAUUUUGUCAACCAAAUUCUUAAUGCUAAUUUGAGCACCUUUAUUUUAUUGGGGGUUUCUUCCUGGCAUAAAAAGUAAAGUCUUUUAAUUGAAUCAUGCCACCUAUACGCCUAUAUUAUUAAUCCUGUGUGUAAAAAAAAACAAAAUAAAAAAGUAGAGCCUUCUUGGGUCGCUAGGGGGUUUGGAGGAUGGGUGCUUUUUAUUUGCUUCAGUUUUUCACACAGCUCCAAGAAGGGGCAGUGGGUCUGGGGAUGGGGCAGUUUUUGGAAUGUAAACUUAGGACUUUGAAAAAAGGGUGCACAGCUUCUGAUAAAUUUCUAACUAGACUUAACCUAAUCAUGUCUGGCUCCAGUCCUCUUCCCUGUGAGCCCGUCUCUGUUUGCUCUCCUCUCUCUCCACCAUCCUGUCCUUUCCUCUCUGUUUCCUCAUGACAAGCAUACAGACUUGAACCCCCGGGGUGUUCUCAAGAACUGUGAAGUCCAUGUUCAUCCAAAUGUACCAAAAACAGAAGUCACCUUACAUGUCUACAGAACUGUUGCGUCUCCUCGGAAACGUCAGACUCCACCAACUCCAGAUACAGUAGCUGUUUCGGUGGUCUCUGUGAUGGAAAUGUUUUAAAGGGAACGCCUUUCACUGGGCUUCUGGUUACACUAGAAGUCAAGUCUAGGAGGGAUUUUCUUUUUUAAUCAGUUGUUGAGAAGUUUCAGAAGUCCAUUUGCCAGCUGUGGUCGUUUCAGACACAUCUGCACAUAACUCACACAUUUCAAUAAAGCGUUUUCAAGACUGUU
Molecule: messenger RNA, 3085 nt
Organism: Peromyscus leucopus (white-footed mouse)
Lineage: Eukaryota; Metazoa; Chordata; Mammalia; Rodentia; Cricetidae
Gene: Kcmf1
Product: potassium channel modulatory factor 1
Exons: 7
Coding region: 150-1295 (381 amino acids)
Biological process (GO): synaptic signaling
Cellular component (GO): plasma membrane
Molecular function (GO): zinc ion binding
Source: RefSeq, a predicted model, not a curated record